CACCCACGCCGCGGGCCCGGGAGCCGAGGGGCGGCCCCGGCGGAUGCUGAGGUCCGCGCGCCGGGGACGACCGGGCACCUCCCCGCGGCGGCCCCGCCGCGCUCCUGCCCCCCGCGCGGAGCCCGCGCCCCCGCCGCCCCGCGCCGCCGCCGCGCUUUCCUGCUCUCCUCGCCCGCCUCUUCCGUCUCCGGAGGGAAGCGCCGCCGCCGCCGCAGCCCCGCGCAGGGCACGCGCCCUCCUCCUCCCGCGCGCCCCCGCGUCCCGCCCGGGUCUGCGGCCCCGCGUCCCGCCGCUGCGGAGGCAGCCGACGGCCCGGAGGGCGGCCGCCGCGAGGUCGGAGAUGUCCGCGGUCCUGCGGGAGCUGCUGCGGGUCUCCGAGAAGGCGGCGGACAUCGCCCGGGCGUGCCGGCAGCAGGAAGCCCUGUUCCAGCUGCUGAUCGAAGAGAAGAAGGGGGGAGAGAAGAACAAGAAGUUCGCAGUGGACUUCAAGACGCUGGCGGACGUGCUGGUGCAGGAGGUGAUCAAGCAGAGCGUGGAGGACAAGUUUCCAGGCUUGGGAAAAAAAGUUUUGGGAGAAGAAUCGAAUGAGUUCACCAAUGAUUUGGGAGAGAAGAUGAUCGUGAGGCUGUGUCCAACAGAGGAGGAGACAGCCGAGCUCCUCAGCAGGGUCCUUGGUGGCAACAAGUUGGCUUCUGAAGCGUUAGCCAGGGUUGUUCAUCAGGACGUCACCUUUGGCGACCCGGCUCUGGACGCAGUGGAGGUCGACAUUCCGCAGGACACCCUGGGGAUCUGGGUGGACCCCAUAGAUUCCACUUACCAGUACAUAAAAGGUUCUGCGGACAUUAAAUCCAACCAAGGAAUCUUCCCCAGUGGACUUCAAUGUGUCACCAUUUUAAUUGGUGUCUAUGACCUACAUACAGGGGUGCCCCUAAUGGGAGUCAUCAACCAACCUUUUGUAUCCCAAGACCUAAACACCCUCAGGCUUCGGGGCACCGAGACUCGCUGCGUUGUCAUUAGGUUGGAAAACAACGUAAGUAAUACAGACGAGUGUGACAGGCUUCCUCUCCCAACUGAAAAGCUGUCUUCCACAGGUGGAAAGGACAGUGCUACUGGGGCCUUUCUUACGAGGGGACCAACCUCCAUUCGCUUCAGCUUCCCGACCCCAAAAGAAAGAGUAGUGACACGCAGAGCCGAGGGACGGAAGACGCCGGCUCGGAGGGCGAGUGCCCGCACGGGCUUUCAGCCGUCAUCAGCACGAGUGAGAAGGACAGCGUCAGAGCCGCCGUGGCGCGUGUGUGUGGCGAGCGCGUGUUCCCGGCGGCCGGGGCCGGCUACAAGAGCCUCUGCGUUGUCCAAGGCCUGGCUGACCUGUACAUCUUCUCGGACGACACCACGUUCAAGUGGGACUCGUGCGCCGCUCACGCCAUCCUGCGGGCCCUGGGCGGGGGGAUGGUGGAUUUCAGCCGGUGCCUGCGGGCGCCCUCCGGGCCGGCGCGCGACUGGCCGCAGCUGCUGUACCACGCGGGAGACGAAGGGGCCGCCGGCGUGGAUCGCUGGGCCCACAAGGGCGGACUGGUGGCCUACAGGUCCCAGAAGCAGCUGGAGACGUUCCUGAGCCUCCUCAUCCCCAACCUCGCCCCCGAGGAUGCGCGCACGUAGCCAACUCUGUCCUCUUGUGCGCUUCAGAACCCAACCGUGAAGCAGUGUCCCGAGUCUCAUACCUUUGGGAGACAGCAUCCUCCUGUUGAUGGCCAGGCUUCUCCCCCGUCUUCUGAGGAGCAUUUUCCCCAUGAUGUGUCCGUAGGAUGUUCGUCGCGGUGAAUGAACCAUGUCCCCGCGGCAGCUACACAGCUGGGCGGGCUUUCAGCCGCGGUGUUGUGCCAUUCGUGCCGCCUGAAACACUUCAGUAAAAACCCAAAGGAAGAUUCCGGCUGCCUUAGUAUCUCUCCUCUAAGCAUCUAAAUCACGCGUAGAAUGUCGCUGAAAUAUUCGGGAGAACGUAAGAAAAAGCUGUGCUUGGGUUCUGUUUCCUGUCCUGAAGGGAAAAUCUGCAGCUUUAGCCUUUGCCAGAACAUUUAGAACCUUGAAUCUGAUGCAUAAUUUAGCCAAGUUCACGUACAUUCAGUCUCCUUCUGCUUAAAAGAAUCAUAGCCUGGAGCACUGUGUGUCCCUCCUCCUCUCGCUCACAGCCUCUCGCACACAGUGUGUGUGCACGCACGCACACACACACACACACACACACACACAAAUAUUCUCUAAUCCUAAUAUCCUCAUAGACACGCUCCAUUUCUAUCACCAAGGCAGACGGGGAUGAAGAGGUUUCUGCAAUUCUUGCAGUUUUUAAAUUUCAAAAACCGGGGUAGAGCUAAACAUAGGCAGUCCUCGUGUUUACUGGAGUCCGGCAGGAUGUCCUUUGAGGGGAAGGUGGACCUCUUUUCCUGUUCUGAGCAGCCUUGGUAAAGACCCAGGCCCCCAUCCGGAGGGAUGAACGCUCAGCUCUGAUUUCUUCCUGUCUUGCGCCCUCUGGGGGCCAAAGGGUAUUUCUGGAGCAUUUUCUAUUUCUCUGUAUUUACAAACGAAUGAAAAUGACAAACUGUUUUUGAUAGUCUGGCGUUGCAAACAGCAGAUUCAAUAAUUAUUGAUAAUCGAGUUAUAGCAUUUAAAGCCAUCGUUGUGUUUUGUGACAGAUUGUUGGCUCUCGAGCUAUAUAUUCUAAGGCUUUACAGUGUUCUCUUAAAGGUUGAUUUUAAAUAAAAGUGAGCUCAUUCUUCACAAACCGCAUUAAAAACGAAAGCCCAGAAACUAGCCCUGCUCCCUGAUAUGCGCCAGAAUGGAGAUAUGGAAUAUGUUACAGGAAAAACAUUUAUUGUCCACAUGAACAUUUUAGAGCAUGUAAAUUUUCAAUAAAAUACAGUGAAAACAGUU
This is a messenger RNA of Mustela lutreola (European mink), 2925 nucleotides long. It is a transcript of the gene INPP1, whose product is annotated as inositol polyphosphate-1-phosphatase. NCBI's taxonomy places the organism in Eukaryota, Metazoa, Chordata, Mammalia, Carnivora, Mustelidae. The coding region runs from base 44 to 1615 and encodes 523 amino acids. The transcript is spliced from 6 exons. The record is from RefSeq and is a predicted model, not a curated record. Gene Ontology annotation, biological process: phosphatidylinositol phosphate biosynthetic process. Gene Ontology annotation, molecular function: inositol-1,4-bisphosphate 1-phosphatase activity.